This is a messenger RNA of Triticum dicoccoides, 2093 nucleotides long. RefSeq lists its product as uncharacterized. The transcript is spliced from 3 exons. NCBI's taxonomy places the organism in Eukaryota, Viridiplantae, Streptophyta, Magnoliopsida, Poales, Poaceae. Gene Ontology annotation, molecular function: protein binding. The coding region runs from base 54 to 1427 and encodes 457 amino acids. The record is from RefSeq and is a predicted model, not a curated record.
CUCUCUCUCUCUCUAAAAACCCCAGGUACCGCGCCGCGGCGAACGCCGGCGAGAUGGCGGGGCCCCUCUCGCGACCGCGCAACGCCAGCGACGACCGCAUCAACGAGCUACCGGAAGUACUCCUCUCAGACAUCCUCUCCCGCCUCGGUACCGCAGAGGCGGCCCGCACCGUCGUCCUUUCCACGCGCUUCCGCGACGCGUGGCUCGCGACCCCCCUCCGCCUCGACGACCUCGAGCUCCCCGUCCCCGCACGUGGCAAUGUCUCCUUGAUCCAGCCCUGGACGGCGCGCGCCGACGUCGUCACCCGCGCCCUAGCCUCCCACCCCGGCCCCGUCGCGCUCUUCCGCCUCUCCCGGACCUCCUUCCGCGGCCGCGUCCCCGCGGCCGAGGCCUGGUUCCGGCAGCUCGCCGCCAAGUGCGUCCGCGAGGUCUCCCUCUGCUUCUCGCCCGAGUGGUGCCACGACGCGCUCGCCGACCCCCUUCUCGGCUGCCCAACCCUCCAGGUCUUCGCCCUUGGCAAGUGCCACCUCUCCGACGCCGGGGCCUCAGCCGCCGCCGCCGCCGCCCUCACCGAGCUCACCUUGUCGGAAACCUGCAUUUCCGAGGCUGCUCUUCAGAGCGUACUCUCCGGCUGCCCCGCGCUGCGCAGCCUCGUGCUCAAGCACGUCCACGGCCUUCAGCGCAUCCGCGUCUCUUCUUGCCGCAGUCUCGUUCUGCUCGGUGUGUGGCACUACAAGCAGCUCGACGAGAUCACCGUGGAGGAUGCCCCUUGUCUGGAGCGCCUUCUCGGCAAUAUGCGUCUGAAUGCAGCCAUUACCAUCACUGGUGCGCCAAAGCUUACUGCUUUUGGCUAUGCCGUGGUCAGCAUCCCGCAUUUGUUCCACGGCGAGCGUGCGCCGCAGGGCGUCAACAAGGGUCUGCGUGCCCCGAUCCAUAGCGUGAAGAUCCUGGCUAUCAGUGUGAAGUUCUCAAGCAAGAAGGACAUGGAGAAGGUGAUGAGCUUACUCGACAGCUUUCCCUGCUUGGAGACUUUGCAUUUCCAGUCCUCGGAUUACAGGUCAGGUGCAGACAAGGAUUACACCACUGUCUCUGACUACAACCAGAAGCGUUAUCCCAUCAGGUGUGUUGCGAGAUAUCUCAAGAGCGUUAUACUGGAAUGCGAACAACACAACCCUGGCAUGCUUGAAUUUGCAUGUUUUCUCCUUGCUAGAGCACAUGUGCUGCAGUUCAUGAGGAUUCAGUCCGAGAUGUGUGACGUUCCAAAAUGGGUUACGGAGCAGCAAAAUCUGCUCAGCCAAAGCAACAUGGCCUCCCUGGAAGCCGAGGUCGUGUUUGAGGGUAUGAAACAACGCAAGGACUUCACCACAGAAGGUGUGAAUGCUCUAUCCGACCCCUUUGACGGUGGCAUCAACAUCUUGGGGCACUAAACGAACUCUGAAUGUUUAUUUGUUGAGGUUUCACUCAAGAUAAUCGCCAUCCAUGAUGCACCGGCUGGCCUUUUGGUUAUGUUCAAUUGAGUUUUGGCUCUAGAUUCCAGACUCAUUUUGACCGGAAUUUAAGGUUUCAUGUUGAAAAAGUUUACUAUUAAUGAGGUGGCCAGUAUCUCUUGUCUUAUAAGUAUUUAGUUAAUUUUCUGCAUGUGGAGUUGUAGACUUCGAUUUAGGUUGAGUUGAAUGGUUUGACUGUGAAGAUUGUUGCGCGUGGCGCUGCUGGCAGGAGUUCUUGUGGUAUGAUAGUACUGAAAAUAAUCGCCAUCCCUGAUGCGCUGGCUGGCCUUUUGGUUAUGCUCAGUUGACUUCAGACUCUAGAUUCUAGACUAUGAUUUGGGCGGAAUUUUGAGGUUUCAUGUUGCAGAAGUUUACUACUCCCUCUGUUCACAAGAUAAGGCGCUGAAGAAUUUCAGACAGCAUGCAAAGUAGCCUAUUUUCAGUUGUCUGAAAUGACUUACAAAAGUGAACGGAGGGAGUACUUAUGUUGUGACUAGUUUCGCUUGUCUUAUCUUUAGUUAAAGUUAAUUUUCUGAAUGUGGAGUUGUAGUCAUUGAUUUAGACUGAGUGUAAUGGUUUCACUGUGAAGAUUGUUGCAUGUGAAGC